Botrytis byssoidea is the source of this 534-nucleotide messenger RNA. RefSeq lists its product as uncharacterized. The record is from RefSeq and is a predicted model, not a curated record. Lineage: Eukaryota; Fungi; Ascomycota; Leotiomycetes; Helotiales; Sclerotiniaceae. Bases 1 to 534 code for a protein of 177 amino acids. The transcript has 2 exons.
AUGGACUUCAACAAUCAAGCCCUAAUGGAAUUCAUGAAGAAUAUCUGGACUUUCUAUCAAAAUAAUUCCCAAUACUUUGAUAUUAAGAGAGUUGUGGAAUUUUUGAAAGAAUUACCUUUGUCAUUUUGGAUUAUCGCAACAUUUAUGACUUGGGGUUGGAUGUUCUCUAGCAUGUUAACCACUCUCUCCAACGUGUAUUUUCAACAAAACGAUUGCGCUGUCCAGAGUACCUCUGCGAUCCUCCAUACUGUUAAUCAAAUCGUCACCAGCUUCCAAGCAGCCUUCCAGAUAGUCUUCACCAGCCUCCAAGCAGCCUUCCAGAUAUUCUUCGCGGGCGUUACCGUUACUGUCUCUUCGCACUUCCCAAUAAUAUGCUUAUGUAUAUUGUUUUCUAUGGGUAUUGCUCUGUUAAUUGCUAGUCUCUUGUUUUCGAAAGGCAAACAACAAUGGGCUUUUGCAUUAAUCGCUGUUAUCCUCGCCGCCCCAGGUUACAUAUAUUUGGUCUAUUGGAUAAUCAAGUCUCCAAAAGUUUGA